UCCUCUAAAAAACAAACAAGGCGAACGGCGAGCAGCGGCGGCGACGCGGAGAGGCGCAGCGGAGGUUUCCUGGUUUCGGACCCCAGCGGCCGGAUGGUGAAAUCCUCCCUGCAGCGGAUCCUCAACAGCCACUGUUUCGCCAGAGAGAAGGAAGGGAAUAAACCCAGCGUCACCGUUCACCCCAGUCGCAUCAUGCCGCUCAUCAGUCUGCACAGCCGCGGAGGCCGCAGCAGCGAGAGUUCCAGGGUCUCCCUUAACUGCUGUAGUAACCUGGGUCCAGGGCCUCAGUGGUGCUCCGAUGUCCCUCACCCACCCCUGAAGAUCCCAGGUGGGCGAGGGAAUAGUCAGAGGGAUCACAAUCUUUCAGCUAAUUUAUUUUACUCCGAUAAUAGGCUGAAUGUAACAGAGGAACUAACGUCUAAUAACAAGACGAGAAUUCUCAAUGUCCAGACCAGGCUCACAGAUGCCAAACACAUCAACUGGAGAGCAGUGCUGAGCAGUAGCUGCCUCUACAUCGAGAUCCCAGGCGGAGCUCUGCCAGAGGGGAGCAAAGACAGGUGAGGGCCAGCCUGUUGUGUCCUCACUCCUAGGGGAGGAGGGAAACCAGAGUCCAGAGUCGGGCGGCCAUCCCUGUUUUGAGUAGCGGUCUAGCAGU
Myotis brandtii (Brandt's bat) is the source of this 655-nucleotide messenger RNA. RefSeq names its product ornithine decarboxylase antizyme 1-like. Gene Ontology annotation, molecular function: ornithine decarboxylase inhibitor activity. Gene Ontology annotation, biological process: positive regulation of protein catabolic process. The record is from RefSeq and is a predicted model, not a curated record. NCBI's taxonomy places the organism in Eukaryota, Metazoa, Chordata, Mammalia, Chiroptera, Vespertilionidae. Gene Ontology annotation, cellular component: cytoplasm; nucleus.